AUGGCUGGGCGGGUGCUUUCUACGGCAUUGCUGUUGCCUUGCGUGCUUGCUGCCAGCGCUUCUCUUCCGGUGCAUCUGCACUUGAAGCGAGCCGUUGACUCCGGACUGGCCAACAUCCAUGUCUCCUUCGACAAGCCUAUUUCUUCCGAGGUGACCUACACCUAUGGACCAUGUGACGCUCAGACGCCAGGACAAGCCCAUCAUCUGGUGGCUCGUUCCAAGUCGUGCGACCAUGAUCGCUUGCUGUGGAAGGUGCCCGAGUAUGCUCCCACAGGGCACUGCCUGUCGGCAUGGGACGGUCAAACCUUGGUCGGCAGAAGCACUCCAGUCUCCAUCUCCGCAAGCGCAAAAACCACUCGGAGACGGCUGAAGAAGCGUCAAGAAGACUUUAGCAUUGCCAUGGACAACUCCAGUGGCAUCGAUGCCGAAGGUCCCUGGUUUGACGGGGUGGCUCUCCUGCAGAACUCGGAGAUCAGUGCUGUCAAUGUCCGGGAAGCAAAAUCGAAGGAGGUUGCUAUCGUGGGCGCCGGUAUGUCCGGCCUGAUGACCUGGCUGGCGCUGAACCAGUCUGGCAUGACCAACUUGUCUCUGAUCGAAGCCGCUCAGCGUCUCGGCGGCCGAGUCCAUACCGCAUAUUUUGGUGAACCAAGCGACCGACAGUAUCAGGAGAUGGGCCCCAUGCGAUUCCCCUUGUCGUACACCUCAUCCGAGACCAACGAGACGGUGCAAAUCCAGGACCACCGCAUCGUCUUCCAACUAGCCGAUGAAGUCAACAAACUCAACAAGAACAAUACCAACUUCACAGUCAACUUCAUCAAGUGGUACCAGCGCUCGCCCAACGGCCUGUACUACGUAAAUGGAGCACGCAAACCUGACGGCCAAGUGCCUACCUUGUCGGAAGUUAGUGCGAACGCGUCCCUACUGCGACCGCAGUCCAGCGGGGAGGAUGAUCCAGUGCUAGAGGAGGUGAAUACUGACAUCAAUGCGGUUUUCAACAAUGCCACCUUUCUCGAGCAGAUGGCCCGGAACAUCUACCGGGCACAUAAAACCUUCCUCGAUCAGGGUUUGAAUGGCCUCGGGGGAGACGACUUUUCCGAAUUUGCUUACGUUCAUAAUGUGCUCGGGUACGCUCUGAACGACACCUUUGUCGGCAUUGGAGACAGUGGCACCGAGGGUUUCUGGGACAAUCUGUACGAGUCGAUGUACUUCUCAGCAACGGACUGGCGGACCAUCGACGGCGGAUUGACCCGAUUGCCCAGCGCUUUCCACCCACUGGUGGACGGCAUCACUCACAUGGACCGCAAGAUUCAACGCGUGCAGUACAACGAGACCACGAAGCGGGUCACGCUGCAGUGGAAGACCAAGCCUCUCGACCGGACCUUCCAGAACGCGAGUUACGAUCUCGCCGUAGUCACUGUGCCGAUGCCUCUGGUUCGGACGUGGCGCCUACCCACAUUCUCAGACCUGCUCAGCACAGCCAUCGACAGCUACACGUACACGCAGGUCUGCAAGGUCGCCUUGCAGUUCAAGACUCGCUUCUGGGAGCACCUGGACAACCCAAUCUACGGGUCCUGCUCGACGACAACCGACAUUCCCGGCAUCGGCAGCAUCUGCUAUCCCAGCUAUGACAUCAACUCGACAGGCCCGGGCGUCAUGCUGGCCAGCUACACCAGUGGGGACGAUGGCCUUCGGUGGCCCUCGAUCCCCGAGGAGGUCCACGUGCAGUACGUGGUGGACGCGAUGGCCGAGAUCCACGGCCAAGUCGUGUAUGAUCAAUAUACCGGCAACUACAACCGCCGCUGCUGGGUCCUCGACCAGUACGAAACCAUCUCGUGGGCGACGCCAGACGUGGGCAUGCGCAAAGCAUUCAUCCCCGCGUUCUUCAAGACAGAAAAGGGCAUCGUCAUGGGCGGCGAGGGCACUUCGUACACGAGCUCCUGGAUCUCCAGUGCAUUGGAGAGUGGUGUCCGCGCCGCGACGCAGGUCUUGCUUGAGCUGGGCCUCGUGGACGAGGCCAAGGCGGUGGUGGAGAAGUGGAUGGGCCGGUGGAUUGACGUGUGA
Messenger RNA from Cladophialophora carrionii CBS 160.54, 2061 nucleotides. RefSeq lists its product as uncharacterized. Gene Ontology annotation, molecular function: L-amino-acid oxidase activity; polyamine oxidase activity. The record is from RefSeq and is a predicted model, not a curated record. NCBI's taxonomy places the organism in Eukaryota, Fungi, Ascomycota, Eurotiomycetes, Chaetothyriales, Herpotrichiellaceae. The transcript has 2 exons. The coding region runs from base 1 to 2061 and encodes 686 amino acids. Gene Ontology annotation, biological process: amino acid catabolic process.